This is a messenger RNA of Symbiodinium natans, 2259 nucleotides long. NCBI's taxonomy places the organism in Eukaryota, Dinophyceae, Suessiales, Symbiodiniaceae. The record is from the annotation of a GenBank genome assembly.
AUGCGGGCCCAGAACUUGCUGUGGCGAAGCCCCUUCAGGUUCUUGGCGACGCGCAUCAGUGGACAGUCACGUACCUCCUCGACCAGCUUGUCAGUCCCUAAGGCUGUCGAUGCCUUCCAGUACGCAUCGCGGGAAGAGGAACGGAUCGUGAAGACUACGCUGCAUGAGUUGGGAACGCAAUCGGACAUGAAGCUCUCGCUGAAGGUCUACCACUUCCAAGAACUGUCCCGUACAUCCCUGUCGGACGAGACCCUGCGGCGGGACUCGCGGUACGUGCGCCUGAAGCAAGACUUGCGAGACGAGGUGUCCAAGCUAUCACCUGCGCAGCUCGUAGCAGCAAUGGUCUCCAGCGGCCGUUUGAGUGUGCGUGAGAAAGCACUUUGGUGGGAUUUGGCGCGUGCAGUGGAGAGGCAUACCGUCAAAACGCGCAGUGGCUUACCAGGCUUGCAGCACUCGCAGAUCUGUUUGGUCAUGUAUUCCCUGGGCAAGGCCGGCAUCAAAAUCAAAGAUCGCUUCUACUUCCGCCAUUUCAAGCUCAUGAUCAAACAUGCGGAGGUUUGGACAGAGUUUGAUAUGGCAUGGAUCUUGUAUGCGAUGCGCAAGCGCAGGCUGAAGCCGCAUUUUGAGGAUGACAUAAAGCAUCGACUGUGGGCCCAAGUGACCCGCGCCGUAGCAGCAUACUUCAACCAGAAGCUGCAUUUCAUAUCGCCACAAGGUAUUGUUUUCAUCCUGUACGAGUUUGCGAAGCAAGGACUGUACCCAGGUGAGUCAAUCUUCCGGGCAGGUCGCCGAGUUCGCAGGCAUAUCGGUUCUUUGAGCAACAAAGCCUUGGUGUGCCUUGCAGUGGUGCUAGCCCGGUUCGACUGGCCGCAGCGGCGUUUGCUGAAGAAGCUGAGCGCGGAGGUCGUCCAGUCACGACGCUUGGUGCAGCUGCACCCCAACAUGCUGGCCGUGAUUUUGCACGCCUAUGCAAGGUUAGGAGUUCGUGACCUAGCCCUCUUAGAAGGCACCACCGACAAGCUUUCUCGAUCCACCGAGAAGAUGGCCCGCAGGUCCACCACGAUGGUGGCCUACUCCCUAGGUCGAUUGGGGGUGCGUGGGCCCAUGUGGAAGCCACUUGCAGAUCGAAUUUCUGAGCAGAUCGACUACUACCCGCCCCUGGAGCUUGCCUUGAUCGCACAUGCUUUUGGCAAGGCCUCCGUGCGUGAGCGGAGCCUCCUGGAGGGCCCGCUCUCGGACGCCGCCCUGGGCAGCAUUAGUGGCUUCACCCCGAAGCACGUGGCCUGCCUGCUGGAUGGUUUGACCUUGGCAGGUUGCUUACGGGAAGAUGUGUUCAGUGCCUUCAUGGAGGAGUAUAUUCGCCUGGGUUCCAUCGGUGGUCGGCAGCGGCAGCUGAUGAUGGCCCGGAUCCUCUUCGCGGUCCUGCUGGAGCGCAAGCACCUGCUGGAAAACCGGAGUGCAGCAUGGCAGCCACUGCUGAGUCGGAUUCAGCAUGCCCCUGUGGACGCAGUGCCUCUGCCGCACCAUCGGGAACUCGCCAGCUGCGCCGUGGCUCUGUCGCUGGAUGCCCGCCCACGUCGGCGCAGGGGACCUUACGUCGUGGACCUGCACGUGCCGGUGGACGCGCACGUUCCUGCAGCCGAGGGAGCCAAGCGUGUUAUCUCAGGCUUGGCAGUCCAUCUCAUGGCCGAGGCAGAGUUUUGCCCUUUGACCGGGGAGCUCCUCGGACCCACUCGACUGCGACGGCGCCAGUUGGAGCGCAUGGGAUGGCAGCACUUGGGACUUCGGCGUAAGGAGUGGUUGGCGCUGCCUGACACUGAGGCAAGGGUCUCUGCUUUGGAGGCCCUGCUGCUGGAGCAUGUUCCGCUGCGCCGCCGUCCUGUUGCGGAGCAAAUGGCACUCUUGCCGGAAGGGCAGUCCACACAGCCAGGAAUGAUGUGGUGCAACUGCCAGAUGUGCCAAGGCCAUGGGUCUGGUUACGUGGGCGCGCCCAUCCUGGAGAGCAUCGGCGGGCACAAGGUCUCGGACAUGUCCGAGCUUGUGAGCCGGCUGCAACAGGAGGCGCGGGAGAAAGACUUUGUCGAGAUCGAGUUUACAAUGGCGGUGGGCCCCUACACAAUGGUGCUCAAGUCGGCGGACGUCGCGGAGGCUGAAGUACGCAUCCGCGAGCUCUAUCAGCUGCCAGCCCUUGCCUCGCGCAACCUUGAUGCCGAGCCCAUCCCGGCCAUCCCACCUUUGGUGGGCGUGGCCGCGGGAUGA